CGACAUCUCGCAAAUAAGCUCCCCCAGUUAUCAAGUGCCAUUCGAGCCGAGCAUCGAAUUCUCUCCAUCCCAACUCAACGACUGCCUCUGAACAGUAGUCACAGAGUCCAAUUCUCUACCUCUCCCUCCUCUUCAUUCAUCCCUUCAUUGACCAGUCAAUUGGCUUCUGAGCAACCCAAAAUGACCGCCCAAAGCAGCAACCAGAACUUCCGGUUGGAAAACCUCUUCAACGUCAAGGGCAAAGUGGCCCUCAUCACCGGCGGCGGAUCCGGAAUCGGGCUCAUGGCCACGCAAGCGCUCGCCGUCAACGGCGCCAAAGUGUACAUCACCGGGCGCACCGGCUCGAAACUCGACCGCGUCGUCGAGCUCUACGGCCGAGACAUCCCGGGGCAGAUCAUCCCGAUCACAGCAGACAUCACCGACAAGCAGGCGGUGGAUCAACUCGUGCAGGAGAUCAGCCAGCGCGAGGAGUACCUCUCGAUCCUGAUCAACAACGCCGGGAUCAGCAGCCAGACGCAGACGACGGAGCACGAGGACGCAGAUAAGCUGCGGCAGAGCCUGUUCGAGGAGACGACGGACGUGGCGGAAUGGGACCGCGUGUUCCGCACGAACGUGACGCAGCUGUUCCUGACGACGACGGCCUUCCUGCCGCUGCUGCAGAAGGGGUCGGAGCAGGAGCGCGGCUGGUCCAGCACCGUCGUCAAUAUCUCCUCCAUCUCCGGCAUCGUCAAGGUCUCGCAGCAUCAUUUCGCGUACAAUGCGUCCAAGGCUGCGGCUAUCCAUUUGACGAAGAUGUUGGCGCAUGAGGUGCAGUCGUCGAAGCUGCGUAUCCGGGUGAAUAACAUCGCUCCGGGCGUCUUCCCGAGCGAGAUGACGGCUGGCGAGAGCGAUGAGGCGCAGAAGAAUGUCAUCCCCAAGGAGCGGUACGAGCAGAAGGUGCCGGCUGCUCGGCCGGGCAAGGAGGAGGACAUGGCGAGUACGGUGCUUUUCACGACGACGAAUCAGUAUCUGAAUGGGCAGACGGUCGUGGUCGAUGGUGGGUACGUGUUGGCUGCGGGCUCAGUCUAGGGGGGUGAUAGCUCCAGUAAAAGUAAGGAUGUGUGAUUUCAAAUUCUG
Aspergillus steynii IBT 23096 is the source of this 1116-nucleotide messenger RNA. RefSeq names its product SDR family NAD(P)-dependent oxidoreductase. Gene Ontology annotation, molecular function: oxidoreductase activity. The transcript is spliced from 2 exons. Lineage: Eukaryota; Fungi; Ascomycota; Eurotiomycetes; Eurotiales; Aspergillaceae. The coding region runs from base 181 to 1068 and encodes 295 amino acids. The record is from RefSeq and is a predicted model, not a curated record.